UGAUUCAGAGAUACUGAUUGAUGACUCCUCAGGAUAACCCCCUAACAGAUGCUGCCUUCAGCCUGCCUUCUAUAGGAUCUAUCAACUGGAACAUGGACCCUGCGACAACACAGACACUUCCUGGCCUUCGUCCUCCUCACACUCUCCUAAUGUUWAACCAGAACUCAGACAAUGCCAYUGCCUCAACACUAAAUGGCUACACAAGCCCAUUGACAAAUGACAGUAGUAGUAACGCUAUCAGCAGAUCUGGUGGCAAAGAGAAGCAUUUCUCGUGUUCGUUCUGCGGGAAAGCCUUCAGUUUCCCCAAACAGGUGGAGAUCCACCAGAGGAUGCACACAGGGGAGAGACCUUUCAUCUGUACCCAYUGUGAUAUGCGCUUCGCUCAGGCUGGUCACCUGAAGAGACACCAGAGGGUCCACACAUUGGAGAAACCCUACAGCUGUCCCCAGUGUGAGCAGAGGUUCUCCCACCAGCACCAACUGAAGAGGCAUCUAAAGGUCCACACGGGCGAGAGGCCGUUCCCCUGUAUGUACUGCGGGGAGAGCUUUUCAGAGAGGAGCUACCUCAGGAUACACCAGCAGAAAAUGCACACGGCCCAUGUAUAGAGGAUAGUGACAUGUAAUGUAGUACUAGUUWGUUU
This is a messenger RNA of Salvelinus sp. IW2-2015, 640 nucleotides long. The record is from RefSeq and is a predicted model, not a curated record. NCBI's taxonomy places the organism in Eukaryota, Metazoa, Chordata, Actinopteri, Salmoniformes, Salmonidae.